This is a messenger RNA of Brachypodium distachyon (stiff brome), 3070 nucleotides long. Its product is annotated as zinc finger CCCH domain-containing protein 24. NCBI's taxonomy places the organism in Eukaryota, Viridiplantae, Streptophyta, Magnoliopsida, Poales, Poaceae. The coding region runs from base 260 to 2545 and encodes 761 amino acids. The transcript is spliced from 2 exons. Gene Ontology annotation, molecular function: protein binding; metal ion binding. The record is from RefSeq and is a predicted model, not a curated record.
CCCCUAGCUCAUGUCUCCGCUCCCUGCGCUUCAACUCUAAUCAGAACUUCCCCAUAUCCAUCAAGAAGGCGGCUCUAAAUCUAUUUAUCCAUAGCUCCCCUGCCUCAAUCCCCAUCCCCACACGCACCCAACACCCCCGGCUCUCGCGCGUCGCCGUUCCCCGUUCUUCCUCGUCGGGACAUCGCGUUGCUGCAGUCUUCACCCUGUCCGCGGUCUUUGACCAUUGAUUUUCGAGUGCUUCGGAUCAGAGAAAGCCCAGAUGAACGGCAUGCCGAUCUCCGUGUCCACGGCGCCCAGCGUCGACGGCGGUGGCGGGGAGGACGCCACGCCCAAGAAGAAUGCGGCGGCCGCGGCCGCCGUUGCCGAGAUGGCCAAGCACCUCACCGUCGACACGGACGAUGCCUUCGCCAGCCUCCUCGAGCUCGCCGCCGAAGACGAUGCCGACGGCUUGCGCCGUGCGCUGGAGAGCGGGCCUCCCGCCGCUGCGGACGAGGCCGGCCUCUGGUACGGCCGCCAGAAGUUCAUGGAGCAGCGCACCCCGCUCAUGGUCGCCGCCACCUAUGGCAGCCUCGACGCGCUCCGCCUGUUGCUGUCACUCCCCUCCGUUGAUGUCAACCGCCGCUGCGGUCACAACGACACCACCGCCCUCCACUGUGCCGCCUCUGGUGGCUCUCCGUCUGCUGUUGAGGCUGUUAGGUUGCUUAUCGAGGCUGGAGCUGAUGCUGAUGCCAAAGAUGCGUCUGGGUGCCGUCCAUCUGAUGUGAUCUCUGUGCCGCCGAAGAUGAUUGAUGCGAAGAUUGCCCUGCAAGAUCUGCUUGGGUUCCCAAAGGCUGAACAUGGCGUGCUCCUGGUGGUAACAAGGGCCACAAACUUGAUCUCGUCGCCCGUGUCAUCACCCACCGCUGAAAACGCGCGGUCUCCAUCAGCUGCUGCAAUGACGAUGAUGAUGACAAAGUUUGCAGACCUGCCGAGAGUUGCAACUUCAGAGAAGAAGGAAUACCCAGUGGACCCAUCCCUACCGGAUAUCAAGAACAGCAUCUAUGCUUCUGAUGAGUUCCGCAUGUACUCCUUUAAGAUCAGACCAUGCUCGCGUGCAUACUCGCAUGACUGGACUGAGUGCCCCUUUGUCCACCCUGGAGAGAAUGCUCGCCGGCGGGAUCCGCGCAAGUAUCACUACAGUUGUGUGCCAUGCCCUGACUUCAGAAAGGGUGUGUGCCGGCGUGGUGAUAUGUGUGAGUAUGCUCAUGGGGUAUUUGAGUGCUGGCUCCAUCCAGCACAAUACCGUACUCGUCUUUGCAAGGAUGGCACCGGCUGCAAUCGCCGUGUCUGUUUCUUUGCCCACACAACUGAUGAGCUCCGCCCACUGUAUGCCUCCACUGGAUCUGCAGUACCAUCCCCAAGGGCCUCAGCAACAACUGCAAUGGAGAUGGCAGCAGCAAUGGGCUUGAUGCCUGGUUCUCCAUCAUCGGUUUCGGCAGUCAUGUCCCCGUUUACACCACCAAUGUCUCCCUCUAGCAAUGGGAUGCCCCCUUCUUUGGGCUGGCAGCAACCAAAUGUUCCAACACUGCACCUCCCUGGCAGCAGUCUUCAGUCGAGCAGGCUCCGAAGCUCACUUAGUGCAAGGGAUAUGCCUGCAGAUGACUACUCCCUGUUGCAGGAGUCUGAUUCCCAGCUUAUAAAUGAUCUGUGCUACUCACGUCUUGGUUCAUCCACAGGGAAUCAUACUUCCCGGACCAAGAGUCUGAAUCCGUCAAACCUGGAUGAUCUCUUCUCAGCUGAGAUGGUCUCCUCUCCAAGGUACAGUAAUGCCGAUCAAGGUGCUAUGUUUUCACCUUCUCAGAAGGCUGCUAUCCUUAAUCAGUUCCAGCAACAGCAGCAAGCGCUCCUUUCACCAAUCAACACGGGAGUCUACUCAACAAAGGCUGUGGACAACCAGCAGUUGCCUUUACAUUCAUCUCUACUGCAAGCAUCACUUGGUAUUUCCUCCCCUGGCCGGAUGUCUCCCCGAUGCGUCGAAUCUGGGUCCCCGAUGAAUUCCCACCUAGCUGCUGCUCUUGCCCAGCGUGAACAGCAGCAGCAGCAGCAGCACCAGCAGCAGCAGCAGCAACAGCAGACAAUGAGGAGCCUCAGUUCUCGUGAUUUUGGGCCUAGUGCCGCAAGAGUAUCAGCUCUUGUUGGUUCUCCUCUGAGCUCAUCAUGGUCCAGGUGGGGAUCACCUUCUGGGACACCAGAUUGGGGUGUCAAUGGUGAAGAAUUGGGUAAACUUCGUCGGUCAUCUUCCUUUGAGCUGAGAUCAGGUUGUGAUGAUGAUCCAGAUCUUUCGUGGGUGCACACACUUGUAAAGGAGUCUCCACCAGAGAAGCAAGUAACUGCAGCUGAAUCCGUGAACUCUGUUAGACCUUCUCCACUAAUUCAUCCCUCUGUAAGUAACGGUGAAGGUUCUGGUGUGAACACUCGGCUGGAUGGACGUCAACAAGCUGCGGUUAUUGAAGCAUUGCUUGAGCAGAUGCAGCUUGAUGAGAAGGUUGGUAAUCAAGCAACAUAGACAAACAGCGAGCCUGGAAGGUGCAAGAAGUUACUAUUCUUAGCUAAAGAAUUCGAAGUAUUUUUUUGUUUUUCUGUUCAUUGAGGUGGUCAAGAAGCAUUGAUGGAUAGCUGAAGGCGGUGAUUCAGAGAUUGGUUUUCUUUAAUUUUGGAGGUAAAUCAUAUACACCAUUGAGAUUGCAGUAGUAGGUUAAAGAGUGAAGCACCUCGAUUGGGGUUGUUCCAAGGCCGAAGCAGGUAGAAUUGCACCCCGGCAGCUUCAGUUCAUCAGUAAAAAAAAAAUCCUCUAUUUUGUUAAUCUAACCCUGUUAAGAAGAAGACAUAUUUGUUGUGUCGGAAUUCUUUCCUUUGCCUAGUGGUGUUUAUUUUGUUUAUCAGGACAUUGAUGAUGUACUGAUGGUAUAAGUGGGUACAGGCAUUUUCGAGGAUUAUACCAUGGCCUUGUUUUGGUCAGAUGUUGGGGCCUCUACAAUUCUUGGUUGAUAUUUGAAAUAAUGUAAAAAAAUAAUGCAGUUGUUUCGCACUU